UAAACAAACCUAAACGUAUUAUUAUGUGAUUAUUGGAAGUAAGCAGGACUUUAUUAAAGCUCAUUUUAAACUGCAUGCUGCUCACAACAAGAAGGAACUCUGUUGCUACAUGAAAACACAGAAAAGAGCCAUUCAACGAGAGACCAGAGAUGCAGGAGAGGAGCUGCGUCUGUUUGGAGGGGUUUUGGUUUUGGAAAAUCCGACGUUAGAUCGGAAAACGAUUUAUUGCAAAGUCUGUCAAGGCGCUGGUGGCAACACUAGCAGCGACAACAAGCUAACUAGCUAACAAGCUAACGCGCAAACUAGCUAACAAGCUAACGCGCAAACUAGCUAACAAGCUAACGCGCAAACUAGCUAACAAGCUAACGCACAAACUCGCUAACAAGCUAACUAUCUAACAAGCUUCAAUGUUUAUGUUUUAAAUUUAUGGAGAAACCACCAAAGCAUUUUUUGAAAACGGCCAAUGUGAGUUUCAAAUGAAAACAUCUGGUCAGUGGCUCACUAAGGCGUCCAUUGUUUGGAAAUGUGCUAUAAAUAAGUUAUCAUUAUUAACGUUAAAUACGCACGUGCGAAUUAUAUGAAUCUAGCAAACGAUGAGCUGCAUCUUGAACGACCUCCGGCUGGAGGGGAAGCUGUGCGACGCCGUGAUCCGCGUCACGGGACACGAGGACUUCACAGUCCACAAGGUCGUCCUCUGCAACUGCAGCACCUACUUCAGAGAUCUCUUCUGCACCAAGUCGUCGCCGCAGCAGAAGAUCUUCACCUUGCCCCACGUGUCGCCAACCGCCAUGCGCCUCCUCCUGCAGCACGCCUACACCGGCUCGGUGGCGCUGACGGAGGAGAACUUGCUGGAGCUGUUGGAGACGGCGGGGCGCCUCGCCGCCACCGCCGUGGUCCAGGCCUGCUGCGACUUCCUGGAGCGCCGGCUCACCUCCGUCACCUGCGUGGAGACGUGGCUGCUGGCGGACUCCCACAGGCGGCCCGUGCUGAGGCGGAAGGCCUACCACCACAUGCUGCGACACUUCGAGGAGGUGGCGGCCAACUCGGAGAAGUUCCUGGAGCUCUCCGCCUGGCAGCUGGCGGAUGUCAUCGGGCGGGACGAGCUCCACGUGAAGCGGGAGGACGUGGUGUUCGAGGCCGUCCUCCGCUGGGUGGGCCACGCCCCCGAGGACCGCUGUUGCCACCUGGUGAUGCUGAUGAGCAAGGUGCGCCUGUUGUUGAUGUCCAGCCACCACCUGCUUGGCGGGGUGAGUCAGAACACGCUGGUGAGGAGGAACCUGGAGUGCAUGACCAUGGUCAUCCAGGCCAUCGCGGCCAUGCGCAACCCCGCCGCGGCGAGGCCGCUGGCCCCCGUGCGCCUGCCCCCCGCGCUGCUGCUGGCCAUCGGCGGCUGGCAGAGCGGCUCCUCGUGCAACCAGAUCGACGUGUACGACGUGCGCGCGGACCGCUGGUCCAGAAUGGCCCGCGGGCCCUUCGUGGGCUUCCACAGCUUCGCCGUCCUCAACGGAGCCGUGUUCUGCAUCGGGGGCUUCGACGGGGUCCAGUACACGAGGAGCGUGUGCGCGAUGGACGUCGCCACGCGGACCUGGCGGAACGCGGGCUCCAUGCGCAAACCCCGCGGCCACCUGACCGCCGUGGUGCUGGACGGCUGCAUCUACGCCCUGGGGGGGAUGGACACAUUCGGCAUACUCAACACCGCCGAGCGAUACCGGGCCGACACCGGGAACUGGACCUUGUUGGCGCCGAUGCACAGGCAGCGGAGCAACAGCUGUGCGGCGGCUCUGCGCGGCAAGGUGUACAUUUUUGCCGGCGUCCCCUUUUACACGGCUCUGGCCAACGCCGAGUGCUACGACCCUCACACCAACCAGUGGACGCUGAUCGCCCCGAUGCCCGCCGGCUACAACGCCGCGCAAGCCGCCGCCUACGAUGACCUGAUCUACGUAGUCGGCGGCGUCAGACAAAUCGACACCACCAACAGAGUCCUCACCUACGACCCGGGCUCCAACAGGUGGAGCAGGGGAACGCCCAUGACCUCUGCUCGCUCCAGCUUCGGCUUGGCGGUGUUGGAGGACAAGCUGUACGCCGCCGGAGGCUUCAACAGCCCCCGCUGCAUCCGCUACGUGGAGCGCUACGACCGGGCCACCGACAGGUGGAGCAGCGUCCGGGACAUGGAGGGGGCUCGGUGGGGCUUCAGCCUCUGCGUGGUGGAGCGGGAAGACUACGCCGCCGAGAACCUGUCCCGCAUAUCAGGGGAAGUUCCUGCAGGUCCGUGA
Messenger RNA from Pungitius pungitius (ninespine stickleback), 2273 nucleotides. RefSeq names its product kelch-like protein 10. Gene Ontology annotation, molecular function: protein binding. Bases 594 to 2273 code for a protein of 559 amino acids. The record is from RefSeq and is a predicted model, not a curated record. The transcript is spliced from 5 exons. Lineage: Eukaryota; Metazoa; Chordata; Actinopteri; Perciformes; Gasterosteidae.